CAACCUACACCUACUCCACCACAACCACGUCCUAUGCCAGCUCAACACAAUAAUGGUCCACAACCUCCUCAGCCUCAACCACAAUUACCUGGAAUUCCUUUUGCGAAUCCUCCCGGAUUCCUAACAAAUCCCAUCCCAGGAUUCCCCCCAGUGACAUUUUUUCCACCUCCAGGAAUGCACGGACAGUGGCAUGGUCCACCUAAUCAUCUUGCUAAUGUUAAUGAACGUAAUAUCGAUGGGCAGGCAAAUACGACGACAAGUCAAAAUACACAACAAUCUGCACAGCAAAGUACUUCUCAAAAUUCACAAAGCAGCACGCAACUUAACACACCUAAUGUCAUAAAUCCAGGAGAUCGAUCACUAAAUGAGGAAGAAUCUGCUCCAACAUCUGGUGCUCAAACAACUAAUCCGGAGCGAAGGCAGUCUCCAUCUGUGAUGCCUAGGUGGCCAUGGGAUCCAAACGUUGCAACAGCGUUUAGGCAAUUAAAUUCUGCUCAACCAUCAUCGAUAAACUACCAACCUUAUGUAUCACAAUUUCCUCUACAUGCUCCACCUGGUUUAAUACCUCUUUUCCCUCUUUUACCUUUGAGAGAUAAUGGUACCACAAAUGCAGAAACUAAUAUAUUAAAUCACUUGUCAGAAGAUCAAAUACGCCUCCUAGAAACAACAACACGAGAGGCACUUGUUGAAAGGUUACGAAUAUUACAGGAAACUCAAGGGCAUCUAUACAAUGCUAUUAAUAUGCUAACACAAGUUAUAAGUGUACUACCUGAAGUUCCGGUGGCGGAAAUACGUACGACGGAUGGAAACUCGUCUUCUACGACGAAUGCAGAUGCCCAAUCUUCUGAAAAUACGAACGCUACGCAUUCGACUAUUGAUUCUUUAGGAAAUACAAAUGCAAAUGAUAUUAAAAAUAAAAAAGGCAAGGGAAAAA
Molecule: messenger RNA, 934 nt
Organism: Dentiscutata heterogama
Lineage: Eukaryota; Fungi; Glomeromycota; Glomeromycetes; Diversisporales; Gigasporaceae
Source: the annotation of a GenBank genome assembly